AUGGGCACGGGAAUCGAUUGGGACAAGGAGUAUGACGAGAUGGUGGAGAAGUAUGUGGGAGAGGAGAACGAGGCCAAGUGGGAGGGAGAUUCCAUGGUGGACGGAGAUGAGUAUUUGGACCACGAGUGGGAAGAAGGGGAGCUGGUUUAUGAUAAGAGGAGGAAGCUGAUAAGCACGGACCAUCUCUUUGAGAUGUACAACUACCCUGCAGGUGAGAAAUGGAACUACGUGGCAGCCGAAAGUGGGGACGAGGGGAGGAUCAUCCAAGGAAGUUACUACACCCUCAAGAAGGAGGCGCCUAGGGUAGCUUGCCCCGCGUUUGAGAACCUUCCCGCCUCCUUGAACUACGAGUUAGGGGAGCAGCAGCAGGAGGUGCGGAUGCUUUUGGUGGAGUAUAGGGAGAUAUUCUCAACAGAGAAGGAGACGUUAGGAACCCACCCCACCAUCCGCCACCACAUUGCCACGGGAACCGCCAAGACGAUAGCCUACAAACCGUACCGAGUCUCACCUUCCGAGCGCGCUAGGAUUGAGGAGGAGGUCCAAACUUUGCUCAAGCAAGGGGUCAUUCGCCCUUCGAACAGCCCAUGGUCAUCCCCAUGCAUCGUCAUCCCUAAGAAGGACUAUGGGGAUCGAGUAGUGAUCGAUUACCGCCCUCUCAACGCAGAGGAUGAAGAGGGAGAGAGUAGUGAGUCAGUGACUAAGGGGGAGAAGGAGAAGGGUGACGAGGAAGAGGAGAGUACUGAAGAGAAUGAGAAGGAUAAUGGGGAAGAAGAGAAGGAUAGCAAAGAAGAGGAGGAUAGCAAAGAAGAGGAGGAUAGCAAGGAAGAGGAGGAUAGCAAAGAAAGAGGAGGAAGAUCAGGAGAAGGAAGGGGAGGUAGAGGAGAAAAGGAGUGA
Messenger RNA from Closterium sp. Naga37s-1, 894 nucleotides. Lineage: Eukaryota; Viridiplantae; Streptophyta; Zygnematophyceae; Desmidiales; Closteriaceae. The record is from the annotation of a GenBank genome assembly.